CUAUAUAUAGCUCACAAGUCAAUCUACUUCACUUUCGUUGUCUUAUAGUUGAACUAUUGGACGGCCUUCGGCAUCUCAAGAACGAUCAAAACCACCACCACAACCUCAGAGUUUCGACUCAUUCAUUCAUUCAUUACCACGCGAUCUGAGUGAGAGAAGAUGGCGUCAAGCUGUGGCUCGCACUCUGCUUCCAACGGCCACAACUCUCGCAUCUCCGCCGCCGACUCCUCCGCCGCCGUGUCCGACGCUGGCUCCGGCGAGAUCAUGCUGUUCGGUGUACGAGUCAAGGUGGAUCCGAUGAGGAAGAGCGUGAGCAUGAACGAUCUGUCGCAGUACGAACAGCCUCAGGAGUCGUCCAACGCCGAUGUCGCCGUCGCAGCCGGUUACGCCUCCGCGGACGACGCCGUUCACCACCACUCCUCCACGAAUCGUGAGCGUAAGCGAGGAAUUCCAUGGACCGAGGAAGAACACAAGCUAUUCCUUGUAGGAUUGCAGAAAGUAGGUAAAGGAGACUGGAGAGGAAUUUCAAGGAACUUUGUGAAGACUCGGACACCAACCCAAGUCGCAAGCCACGCUCAGAAAUAUUUCCUCCGGCGAAACAACCUCAACCGGCGUCGCCGUCGAUCUAGCUUGUUUGACAUCACUACAGACUCGGUCAAUACAAUUCCAAUGGAAGAAGAACAAGUCCUUCAAGAUAACACAUCUCAGUUGGUUCUGCCAACAGCCACCCCGUUGCCUCAGCUGGAAACUUCCAAUAUCAGUGUAUUUUCAGUGACACCUUUUCCGGUGGCCGUCAAUCCUGUUCCAUCGGAAAACCUAACCUUAGGGCAAGUUGAUCAAGUGAAUAAUAAUGCAUCAAAGAACCCUGUCUUGCCAAUUCCAUUUCUUCCAACUCCUGAUGCAGCAAUUGUUGGGGAUCUUAACUUAUAUCAGAAAUCAAUGGUCGAUUCUUUACCACUCUCUCUCUGCCUUUCUUUAUCGUCUGAUCAGAAUCAGUCGUCGAGGCAUUCGACAGUUAAGGUGUUUUCAAGCUUCCACAAUGGAGAUGGCAUCAUAACUGUUGUUCGAGGAAGAAAAUUACACAAGAUAAAAACACAAGAGUUGAUAAUCAGAAAAGUCUGAUCUAAGAAAAGAUAAGGCAAUUAGGGCCAGAGUGGUUGAUCUUUGUUAUGUACAGACCAGAAAAAUGUGAUGUGUUGUUGUACUAGUAGUGUUAUGCCAUUUAACUUGUUAGAUUCCUGUUUAUUUUGUCUGCUUUUGUUAAAACAACUGAAUAGAACUAGUACCCUCUUGUUUAUUGCUGAUAUGGGUUGGGUUGCGUUGGUCUAUGUAUGUGGUUUUCAUAUGUUUAUCUGGCAAUAUAUCAAGGGAGGUCGUUGUAUUCCUUUAUGUGAAAAGAUAAUUGAUUUUGUUGCUUUGA
Cornus florida is the source of this 1420-nucleotide messenger RNA. RefSeq names its product transcription factor MYB1R1-like. The coding region runs from base 160 to 1122 and encodes 320 amino acids. The transcript has 3 exons. NCBI's taxonomy places the organism in Eukaryota, Viridiplantae, Streptophyta, Magnoliopsida, Cornales, Cornaceae. The record is from RefSeq and is a predicted model, not a curated record. Gene Ontology annotation, biological process: response to gibberellin; response to ethylene; response to auxin. Gene Ontology annotation, molecular function: DNA binding.